This is a messenger RNA of Diospyros lotus (date-plum), 1407 nucleotides long. RefSeq lists its product as uncharacterized. The record is from RefSeq and is a predicted model, not a curated record. The transcript has 4 exons. Bases 1 to 1407 code for a protein of 468 amino acids. NCBI's taxonomy places the organism in Eukaryota, Viridiplantae, Streptophyta, Magnoliopsida, Ericales, Ebenaceae.
AUGAGAGGUGGAGCCCCAUGGAGUGGAUGGCAAUACCGGGAGCCAGUUGGUAAGGAAUUUCAUGGCAUUAAGACCUUCAAAGUUUUGUGGAGGGACCGACACUUUGGCAGCAGAGGAGUGGAUGAUGGAGCCGAGAGGUGGUGGGAGAUAGUUCGACAGAGGUUUGUGGGUAGGGAGCCGUCAUGGGCGGAGUUCAGAGAGCUUUUCAAUGCUAACUACUUUCCAUCUUCGGUUCAAGAUAAGAAGACAUAUGAGUUUAUUGAGCUGACACAGAGCAAUAGGAUGGUGGCGCAGUAUAAAGAGGAGUUCAUCUCUUUGGCACGAUUCGCUCCUGAGUUGAGGGCACAUAUCAUAGAGAAGGAGAGGAGCGAGCUAAGGGCAGUCCAGGCAGUAGCCAGAGGAUCAAGUUCAGUCCGGGUGCGAGGCAAUGACAAGAAAAAGAAGGGAUCACCGGGGUUUUCUGGUAAUGUAGCUGACAUUCCUCCCUGCACAACUUGUGGAAAGAGGCAUAGAGGAGUAUGUAAGGCGUGCUACAGUUGCAGGAUUGUGUGCCACAUUCCAUUCUCUAGUACAUUGCUGCCUUAUUAUUUGAUCGUGUCUACACCGGGAGGAGUCGAAUUAGUGGGGAGUGAAGUCUAUAGAGACUGCAAGAUUAUGGUGCAUGAUAAGGAGUUACACAGGGAUUUGAUAAUCUUAGACAUACAUGAUUUUGAUCUUAUUUUGGGCAUAGACUGGUUAUCUCGACAUUAUGCUAAGGUGGAUUGUAGAUGUAAGGUUAUCCACUUUGAGUUACCUCAGCAACCAAUCAUAACAUAUCGAGGCAUUAAACCAAGGAGUGUCACUCCUAUGAUAUCGGUGAUGAAGGCUAAAAAAUUGAUGCGACAUGGAUGUGAAGCGUAUUUGGCUUUUGUGACCAUGGGUAAGGAGAACGAUACAGAAUUGUCAGACAUUCUUGUAGUCCGAGAAUUCCCUGAUGUAUUCCCUGAUGAGUUGCCAGGUUUGCUGCCACCGAGGGAGGUAGAGUUUUCCAUAGAGUUGAUGCCAGGAACCCAACCAAUUUCCAAGGUACCUUACAGAAUGGCCCCAAAUGAACUGAAGGAAUUGAAAGUAAAGCUUGAGGAGUUGAUUGAGAAGGGAUUCGUCCGCCUGAGUGCUUCACUGUGGGGCGCUCCGGUCUUGUUUGUGAGGAAGAAGGAUGGGUCUAUGAGGUUAUGCGUAGACUAUCGCCAGUUGAACCAAGUGACAUUGAAGAAUAAGUAUCCUCUUCCCCGAGUUGAUGAUUUGUUGGACCAGCUAUGUGGAGCCUCAGUCUUUUCGAAGAUUGAUUUGAAGUCGGGGUAUCACCACGUAAGGGUAAGAGAAGGAGACAUUCAGAAGACUACAUUUCGUACUAGGUACGGCCACUAG